AGAAGAAGAGAAGAAAUUGAAUGUUAACCUAUAAUUAAAUUUCAUCCUGUUUUAUGUUUUUGUCUUAAAAAAAUUAAAAUUUCACAAAACAGCUCUUUUAAACAACCAGUAUGGGGAAAGUAUCAAAAGAUAAACGUGAUAUAUAUUAUCGAAAAGCGAAAGAACAAGGCUGGCGAGCUAGAAGUGCUUUUAAACUACUCCAGAUUGAUGAAAAAUACAAUAUUUUUGAUGGUGUAACUAGAGCUGUAGAUUUAUGUGCUGCCCCCGGAAGUUGGAGCCAAGUUUUAUCAAGAAAGUUAUACCUAGGAGAAUCCAUUGAUAUCAGAGACACCUGCUAUUUGUUUUACAGUGAUAUAGAACUACAGAGUAAGUUAGAGGAACUCGAACCUAGUGAAUCGUCCUCUAAAAACGAUAAUGUUAAAAUCGUGGCUGUUGAUUUACAGCCGAUGUCCCCACUUCCAGGUGUUAUUCAGCUUCAAGGAGACAUUACCAAAUAUUCAACUGCACAGCAAAUUAUUGGACAUUUCGAAGGUGAUCAUGCAGACUUAGUGGUGUGUGAUGGAGCGCCAGACGUAACAGGACUACAUAGUAUGGAUAUUUAUAUUCAGGCACAGUUAUUAUUAGGUGCAUUACACAUUUGUUGCAAUGUGUUAAAACCAGGUGGUACUUUUGUUGCAAAAAUAUUCCGGGGUAAAGAUAACGAUUUGCUUACAAAUCAGUUAUUGACGUUGUUUAAAGAAGUUGAUAUUGCUAAGCCUAGUAGUUCCAGAAAUUCUAGUAUAGAAUCGUUUGUUGUUUGUAGAAAUUAUAGCCCUCCAGAGGGUUUUGAUCCAAAACUUAUGACACCUUAUUUAGAUAUAUCUCAUCGUGAUUUUAAUUCACUCACUGGGGUGAAUAGGGUUAUAAUUCCUUUUGUCGUUUGUGGUGAUGUAAGUGCAUUUGAUUCAGAUACUACAUAUCCAUUGCAGUUGCAAGGAGAGAAACCUUACCAAUACAGACCUCCAGUCCAACCUCCAAUUGCACCAGCCUAUUCCUUUCACAAUACUUUGAAAACGGACAAAGAAUAUAUUGACCAAUAUCUCAAAAAAAUAGACGAUGCUGUAAAGCAGGCGGGUCUUGGAGGAUUUACAUCUACUAAAAAGACAAUUACACCUAAAAAGUUGGAGGAGGAUGAUAAUGAAUCAUCCUAUGAUGAUUAUGGUAAAACUGAAGUGGGAAAAACGAUUUUGGAUAAUGGUCCAUAUUUUGAUUUGCUUCAGAAAACAACCAAAUUAAAACAGCAAUCUGCAAGUAAAAGUCAGGAAACAGAAACUGAACAACAGGAAGGAACAAGUCUUCAGUUUUUCUAUGAAGAUGAGUAUACAGAUCCAGAACUGAUUCAGGUGUGUUUGGAAAGGAUGAAAGUUACUGGAACCUCAUGUAAUUGUAAUUAUUUUGAUUAGUUAAUGAUAUAAUCUGCACAAAGGCGUCAUAAACUCAAAAUUUGAUCUAAAUGAGGUGUUCUUAAACGAGGGAGAAUAGUGUUAGUAGAUAUAGAAAACUUCUUUGCAUACUUAGCCAUAUAUGGUAUAACAGGCUUUUUUUAGAAUUUGAAGCUUUUAUUUAUACCUUAAUACAUUUUUAUAACUAUUGUGCUAAAAUAUAAGAGCCUAUUAAGUAUCUCCUGUUAUUAUAACACAAAACAUUAGGAAGCUCUUUUUAACACCUUGGCUGCAUUUAGAGAUAUUUAUAAACUUACGUUGAGUGUAUUACAAGGCAUAUAUGUCCUGUAUACCCCAUUUGCUGCUAUGUGUUACUACACAGUUGCUCAGCCAACCGUUAAUGUAAUACGAGGUCAAUUUGUCCCGUAGCGGAGUCAACGUGUUAACAUUUUUAUUUGGAUUAAAACUAAGAUUGUGAUAUUAAUUAAUAAAAUCCCAGUAAUAAGUACUAAGUAGACAGUCUAAGAAUAUAGUGACUUUUAACUCUUUAGAUUUGUGUUUUCAAUCAAUAUUUUCAUUACUUGUUUAUUAUAUUAACUUUUGACUCAAUUAUUUUUUAAUAAAUCAGUUGUAAUAUGCAUUUUAAAUAAUAAUAAAUGUUUUAACUUACAG
Messenger RNA from Diabrotica virgifera virgifera (western corn rootworm), 2093 nucleotides. RefSeq names its product putative tRNA (cytidine(32)/guanosine(34)-2'-O)-methyltransferase. Gene Ontology annotation, cellular component: cytoplasm. The transcript has a single exon. Gene Ontology annotation, molecular function: tRNA methyltransferase activity. The record is from RefSeq and is a predicted model, not a curated record. NCBI's taxonomy places the organism in Eukaryota, Metazoa, Arthropoda, Insecta, Coleoptera, Chrysomelidae. Gene Ontology annotation, biological process: cytoplasmic translation; tRNA methylation. The coding region runs from base 111 to 1442 and encodes 443 amino acids.